AUGCUGAAUGAAACUACCUCACCAUCAUCAUCAUCCUCACCCAAAUCCCCACCAUACCAUGUUCUCUCCUCUGACAAUGAACCAUCUGACCCCCAAUCCCCCACUCUGGCUCAGCUACAAGCUCGUGCUCUAGCCUCUCAACAUCCAUCACACUCUGAACCUGAACCAGAAGUCACUUCCCCACCCCCUGAACAUCCAAAUCCAACUACAUCUGAACAACCUCAAACACCACCACCUGCACAACAACAAAAUCCACCUCCUGAACAACCAAUCAACUUUGAACCUCAACCAAUCCACUCACCAUCUGAACCAAAUUCACAACCUGAACAAACAACAUCGUCCCCCUCUACCAUUCCCACACCACCAACUUCUGUUACUCCCAUCACUCCCACUCUCAAUCUUGGUGACACCAAUCCACCUUCUCCAUCCUCCCCAGCCUCUUCCACUAAACCAGAAACAACAUUCCCUACCCUAGAAGAAGCAAUAAAAGUUUUUGUAGAGUCUUCAGUAGAGAAGAUCAAGUCUCUGACUAUCAAUUCUGGCAUCAAUGAUGAUCCCUCUAAAGUAAGGAUCCACUAG
This is a messenger RNA of Lathyrus oleraceus (garden pea), 579 nucleotides long. Its product is annotated as proline-rich receptor-like protein kinase PERK8. The coding region runs from base 1 to 579 and encodes 192 amino acids. Lineage: Eukaryota; Viridiplantae; Streptophyta; Magnoliopsida; Fabales; Fabaceae. The record is from RefSeq and is a predicted model, not a curated record. The transcript has a single exon.